CUGUUUGUAAAGAAUGCUGAACAAAUGUUCCUACAAAUUUCUUAGAGAAACAAAUUUUCUCAUUUUGGAGCUCUCAUAUUGUUAUUACAUAUAUAUUUUUGGUAAUUUUUAGAGAUAAAUAUUUUUUUAUUACAAAAUAGACCAAGGAAGAAAGAUUAUUUUCUAUAUAAAGUGGUAUCUUUUUCCGACUGAGAAGAUACUCGAUUUUCAGAGAUGAGAGUUUUGGGUUGCGGAAUAAUGGGUAUUAGGAAUGUGUUGUUUCUUGUAUUCAUUUGCUUUAGAAUCAAUGGUUCAGCAUCACAAAGUGAAGAUGUUGGGGCGUUGCAAGCUCUAACAUUAGACUGGGAGAAUUUACCACCAAGUUGGAAUAGUGGAGAUCCUUGCGACAGUGGAUGGGAAGGAAUUACAUGUACUAAUUCACGUAUUACUGGCAUAACAUUAGCAAAUAUGGGUUUAAAGGGUCAGCUAACUACAGAUCUUUCGAUUUUAUCAGAAUUGCAAAUUUUGGAUCUUUCAUAUAAUAAAGCGCUAAAGGGCUCUCUUCCUCAGAGUAUUGGACGCUUAUCAAAGCUAAGAAGAUUAAUCCUUCUUGGAUGUGGGUUUUCUGGCAAAAUUCCCGACUCAAUAGGAUCACUAGAGCAGCUUGUAGACCUAUCUUUGAACGAUAACAAGUUUUCUGGAGAAAUCCCGAGUUCGAUUGGUAAGUUGAGAAAACUUUAUUGGUUAGAUAUCGCUAAUAAUCAGCUUAGCGGCGACCUUCCUGUUUCAAGUGGAGACACACCUGGACUCGAUUUGCUGGUUAACACGAAGCACUUUCACUUUGGAAUGAAUCAAUUAUCUGGUACAAUACCACCUCGUCUUUUUAACUCCAACAUGACUCUAAUACAUGUGCUAUUUGACAACAAUCGCUUCACGGGAGGCAUUCCUUCCACGUUAGGCCUUGUUAGAACACUGGAGGCAGUUCGUUUAGAUAGAAAUUCGCUGAGCGGGGAUCUUCCAGAUAAUCUCAACAGCCUAACUCAUGUCAAUGAACUGUUUUUGUCCAACAAUGAACUAAGUGGUCUAUUGCCUGAUCUAACCGGAAUGGACAGCCUCACUAAUUUGGACUUGAGUAAUAACAGUUUUGAUGCUACAGAAGUUCCACAAUGGCUUCCUUCCUUACAGUCAUUGACUACACUAAUGAUGGAAGCUGCCGGACUUGAAGGACAACUUCCUCUCGAAUUAUUCGACAUCCCUCAAUUACAGAAUGUGAGAUUGAAAAAUAACAGGAUUAAUGGCACUUUUGAACUUAGCAGUAGCUACAGCAGAAAAUUGCAAAGCAUUGAUCUGCAAAAUAAUUCCAUCACUGCAGUCACAGUGGGACCUGGAUACAAUUUCACUUUGAUAUUAGAAGAUAAUCCGUACUGUCAAAACGCUGAUGCAUCGUCAUCUUUCUGCAAAAGUCGGGGGGAUCUUGGUUCCUCGUAUACUAAUCCGAUAUCUUGUAUUCUUCCACGCUGUUCUUCGGAGCAAAUUCCUAGCCCCACUUGCAGAUGUGCAUAUCCAUUUACCGGAACUUUGGUAUUCCGAGCUCCACCAGCAUUUGGGAACACACAUUUUUUCACAAAUCUGCAGCAGGAUCUUUUGCAAAAACUUGGAAAAUUCGGACUGCCUGUUGAAUCUAUUUCUUUGAGUGAUGUUUCCGUGGAUCAAUUUGGUUACCUUAAUAUGCGCCUUGCAGUAUUUCCGGCUGUGCAAGAUCAUUUCAAUAGAACGGGAGUUUUCUCGCUAGCUUUUGUGUUCAGCAACCAGACUUACAAGCCACCAAAAGAGUAUGGUCCAUACGUUUUUUAUGCUAGUACCUACACACAAUUUGGAGGAGCAUCACGAAGUAAUAAUCAAUCGCGUACAGGUAUUAUUGUUGGUGCUGUUAUUGGAGGUUCUGUUCUUUUGUUGCUCUUACUAUGCGCGGGAGGCUAUGCAUAUCAUCAAAGGAAGAGAGCCGAAAAGGCGAAGCAGCAAGCCAAUCCAUUUGUAUCAUGGGAAUCACAUGGAACUGGAGGUGAUGUUCCUCAAUUAAAAGGAGCAAGGUUUUUUACAUUGGAAGAGUUGCAUAAAAGUACAAACAAUUUCUCUAAAGCCAACAACAUUGGUUCUGGGGGUUAUGGGAAGGUUUAUAGAGGAAUUCUUGCUGAUGGGCAGAUUGUUGCCAUUAAAAGAUCUCAGCAAGGAUCUAUGCAAGGUAGCCAAGAGUUUAAAAAUGAGGUCGAGCUCUUGUCAAGGGUUCACCAUAAGAAUCUUGUAAAACUCGUGGGAUUCUGCUUCGACAAAGGAGAACACACUCUGAUCUAUGAAUUCAUACCAAAUGGUACACUAAUGGACAGUCUUUCAGGGAAGUCGGGGAUUCAGUUGGACUGGCUAAGAAGACUAAUGGUAACCCUUGGUUCAGCUCGGGGGUUGCAGUAUCUGCACGAGCUUGCUGAUCCACCAAUCAUACACCGAGAUAUCAAAUCAAACAACAUCCUUCUCGAUGAACGAUUAAAUGCAAAAGUUGCCGACUUUGGCCUCUCCAAGCUAUUUGGUGACGAUGAUCAAAAGGGUUACGUUACCACCCAAGUUAAAGGAACAAUGGGCUAUCUAGAUCCCGAAUACUUUAUGUCCAACCAAUUAACCGAGAAAAGUGAUAUAUAUAGCUUCGGGGUAGUUAUGUUAGAAAUGGUAACCGGAAGAAGACCAAUACAAGACGGAAAAUACAUAGUAAAGGAGAUCAGAGAUGCAAAAGACGGAGGAACUGAUUUAUAUAGCCUUCAAAGUGUAAUGGAUCCAUUUCUCCUUACAAACACGACUUUACUCGCUGGUUUCGAGAAAUUUGUUGAUUUGGCACUCCAGUGUGUACAUGACGAGGGAGCUAUGCGACCCACUAUGGGCGAGGUGGUGAAAGAAAUUGAGCACAUCGUGCAGCUAGCGGGAAUGAACCCGAAUGCUGAUACUUCCUUGAGUUAUGAGUCGACCAGUGGAGGAAACUCGAUUCAUCCUUACUCUGAUAAUUCACUUUUCAACUAUAGUGGAAGUAUUUCACUUACAAGGCAUGAUUUACCUUAAAUCACAUGUUUAUAUUACUGUUUGAGUGAACUUUAAAUGAAAGUUGUAUACAAUAUACAUGAUCAAUACCAAUUUUUGCUACAAUUUUUUUCCUAUUCUUUAAUCUCCUUCUUUUGAGAAUUAGUUUUUGUGGGCUAAAUGGGUUGUAUUUGUAUUGGAUUUUGGAUUGAUUGAAUAUAUUUGGAUGUUAAGAGUUGAAUGAAAUCUUGUCCAACUUGAAAAUAUUUGGUAAUUAUAAGUCUGCCCAUUUUAUUUGAAUGGAUUUCACUGCAAAAAGACAUGGUGCUAUGCUGAUUAGAC
Amaranthus tricolor (Joseph's coat) is the source of this 3381-nucleotide messenger RNA. Its product is annotated as leucine-rich repeat receptor protein kinase HPCA1-like. The transcript has 19 exons. Bases 214 to 3081 code for a protein of 955 amino acids. Gene Ontology annotation, biological process: protein phosphorylation. The record is from RefSeq and is a predicted model, not a curated record. Gene Ontology annotation, molecular function: protein kinase activity; protein binding; ATP binding. Lineage: Eukaryota; Viridiplantae; Streptophyta; Magnoliopsida; Caryophyllales; Amaranthaceae.